This is a messenger RNA of Phanerochaete carnosa HHB-10118-sp, 445 nucleotides long. RefSeq lists its product as uncharacterized. The transcript has 4 exons. NCBI's taxonomy places the organism in Eukaryota, Fungi, Basidiomycota, Agaricomycetes, Polyporales, Phanerochaetaceae. The record is from RefSeq and is a predicted model, not a curated record. Bases 1 to 300 code for a protein of 99 amino acids. Gene Ontology annotation, molecular function: microtubule binding. Gene Ontology annotation, biological process: cytoplasmic microtubule organization.
AUGGUAUGCCAGAAAUGCGAGAAUAAAACUUCGAAGCUUGCAGCGCCAGACCCCUUCAAAUCCUCGUCCGAAGCAAUCAAGGAGGGCUCACGCAAGGUCGGCGAGAAUAAACUACUGUCGAGGCCUGGGAGCUCGAAGAACAGGUUUCAACCAUACCAAGGCAAAUGCAAGGACUGUAAGUCAACGGUGACACAGAACAAGGCGAAGUACUGCCACGGAUGUGCAUAUAAGCGAGGUGCAUGUGCUAUUUGCGGCAAGAAGGUCCUGGAUACCGCCGGCUAUGUCAUGUCGAACAAGUAGAGAUGCCAUCGAGAGCUUUUCGAGAGCUGUUGGCCCAUGGAUUGUUUCCCCCAACGCAUAUAGGAUAUAGAACGCUGGUCAUCGUAUGUGACAUUACUUUGUAUGUUUCGUAACUUAAUGGACGCCUGCCGUGAAAUGCCGUGCC